This is a messenger RNA of Spea bombifrons (plains spadefoot toad), 1822 nucleotides long. RefSeq names its product solute carrier family 35 member B3 (gene SLC35B3). The record is from RefSeq and is a predicted model, not a curated record. Gene Ontology annotation, cellular component: endoplasmic reticulum membrane; Golgi membrane. Lineage: Eukaryota; Metazoa; Chordata; Amphibia; Anura; Pelobatidae. The transcript has 10 exons. Gene Ontology annotation, biological process: transmembrane transport. Gene Ontology annotation, molecular function: 3'-phosphoadenosine 5'-phosphosulfate transmembrane transporter activity. Bases 234 to 1343 code for a protein of 369 amino acids.
GCGGAAGCGGCUGUUGUCAGAGUGCGAAAACCCCUGUGUUCGUGCCAUCAGCGGCCGGUUGUGGCCCAGCUGCAGAGUCCAUCCGAUUGUACCGGGCGCUGCCGCUGCUACCAGAUGGGCUCCACGGGUCGUAAGGACAGCGGGCGGGAAUAGCUUGACCUGCCGUUGACAGUGUUUCAGAAGGAAAAGAAACAGACGAUUCAGACAAACCUGAUAGCAACCAGGUCAAAGCCAUGGAUCUAAAAUUUAACAGCUCGAGGAAGUACAUUUCCAUCAGUAUACCCUCGAAAUCCGAAUCCAUGUCGCCACAUAUCAAGUCUGUAGAGGACAUUCGGGUGCUUGGGAUCAACCUCAGCCAGUUCCAGAAACCUGUGCAAUUCUUUAUAUGUGUUACUGGUGUUUUUGUCUUCUAUUUAAUAUAUGGAUAUUUACAGGAACUUAUAUUUUCUGUGGAGGGGUUUAAACCUUUCGGCUGGUACUUGACUUUAGUGCAAUUUGGAUUUUAUUCCAUGUUUGGACUGGUAGAACUACAGCUAACGCAGGAUAAAAGACGAAGAAUACCUGCAAAAACCUACAUGAUCAUUGCUUUUCUCACAGUGGCCACAAUGGGUCUAUCGAACACCUCAUUGGGAUAUCUCAAUUAUCCUACUCAGGUUAUUUUCAAGUGCUGUAAACUGAUCCCUGUCAUGAUUGGAGGCGUCUUUAUUCAAGGUAAACGGUAUAAUGCCGCGGAUGUGUCUGCAGCUGUCUGUAUGAGCUUUGGUCUUAUAUGGUUUACACUGGCCGAUAGCACAGUUGCUCCAAACUUCAAUGUCACUGGUGUGAUCCUAAUAUCAUUGGCUUUGUGUGCUGAUGCUGUCAUAGGGAAUGUUCAAGAAAAGGCUAUGAAGUUGCACAAUGGAUCAAACUCCGAAAUGGUUCUGUAUUCCUAUUCAAUAGGAUUUGUUUACAUUUUAUUCGGCUUGGCAGCUACCAGCGGUCUAAGUCCAGCCAUGGCAUUCUGUUCAAAGCAUCUAUUUCAGACAUACGGAUAUGCAUUCCUCUUCUCCUUGACUGGAUACUUUGGGAUCUCUUUUGUACUUGCUUUGAUUAAAUUGUUUGGUGCCCUACUCGCUGUAACAGUAACAACUGGGAGAAAAGCAAUGACAAUUGUACUUUCCUUCUUGUUUUUUGCAAAGCCCUUCACCUUUCAGUAUAUCUGGUCUGGACUGUUAGUCGUACUAGGCAUAUUUUUAAAUGUUUACAGCAAGAAUAUGGAUACAAUGAAAGUAUCCCAACUUUACAGCCUUUUGAAGAAGAGAGGCACAGAAGGAAAAAUAAGGACGUUCUCUCAGACUGUAUAAAUACCUUUUUUAUUUUUCUAAGUUUUAUUUUUAUUUUAUUACCACAAUCAUUAAAUGAUUAUAUUUUUCCAAAGGGAAUAUGGAGGAACUGAGGAUAAGGUUAAGGCAUAUUGCCUGCUUGCUCCUGCCAAGGAGAGUUAGAUAAUAUUACAGCACAGGAGCUGUUUCCACUAUUUGGGUGAGGUGUCAUAUGACCUCCUUUAAUGGCGUUCACUACCUGAGCAACCUCGCUGUCAGGAGCGCACAUACAGGACCAUGGCAUUUUCUGAUUGUUUUAAUACUACAAAAGGACUCUUCAUCAGUGUUUAUUAAGACCAAAUUGUCAUUAUGUUUAGAAUAUGUAACUGUGAGUUAAAAUGUAAAUCACAUCUUUCUUUUUAGGUAAAUCAGUCAGGUAAUGGACAUUCCAAAAAAAAAAUCUGGUUUUGAGCAUGGGUCUUUUUACAAAUAAUAAAAAACCUAUUAAUGAUUUAAAGCUG